This is a messenger RNA of Malus domestica (apple), 1782 nucleotides long. RefSeq lists its product as uncharacterized. Lineage: Eukaryota; Viridiplantae; Streptophyta; Magnoliopsida; Rosales; Rosaceae. The record is from RefSeq and is a predicted model, not a curated record. Gene Ontology annotation, cellular component: mitochondrial small ribosomal subunit. Gene Ontology annotation, molecular function: structural constituent of ribosome.
CUGGUUGAGCCAAUUUCUCAGUAUCUGCAAAGUUCCGCCGUCUCCUCCUCCCAUAAACCUCGCAAAACCUUUGAGAACAGCGAAAUGUUUCGGACCAUUCUCCGACGGGCAGCCGGGUCGGGCGGCCCAAGACCCGACCCUUGGAGGCUGACGGCGACAAUGAGCUACUCGACGUCCAAGGAUACCAUAGCCAAGAAGGCGAAGAAGACGGGCAAAUCCAAAAACGACCCCUCAGCUACCGCCGGCGACGACGUAUCGGAGACCGACGCGGCUCUCUCCGGUCGAAAUUCCCGCGCACGCCAGCUCCAAGCGGACGAGAGGGACCCGUCGCUUGAUGUGGGACCCAACGGCCGUCCUCUAUUCACUUCCACUCCGACACUCUCUCAGCUCAGCCGCAAGGACACCUGCUCCUACUUCAAGCUCAAGAUGGAGGAAUUGAACAAUGUUUUGCCCGAGGGGUUGCCAUUGGGGAUGGUGAAGGAGUUCGAGGAUGCAAUGCAGAGCGCGGUGCUCGUCCGCCAGAGCUUUCUCGAUCUUCGUGACAAUUUUCGAAGGAUUGUGGACCCGCCAUUGGACUCGGCUAGCAGCAAAGGUACAAAAGCUCAAAAGCAGAUUGUCUUGGACGGUCCCGUAAGCUGUGGAAAGAGUAUUACUCUUGCAAUGUUAGUUCAAUGGGCUCGUGAGGAAGGCUGGUUGGUUUUAUACGUCCCGAGAGGCAGGGAAUGGACUCAUGGAGGCUUUUUCUAUAAAAACCCACAAACAGGUCUUUGGGACACACCUGUUCAGGCUGAAAAUAUUCUGAGGGAUUUCCUGAAGUUUAACGAAUCCCAUUUAAAACAAUUGUCGUGCCAAAUACUCGAUCCUAUUCCUUUGGGAGAGGGUGCUGGUGUUGGAUGGAUGAGAGAUGGAACUGAUUCCAUGGCAAUGCCCGAAGGUUCAACUCUAUAUGACCUAGUUAAUUCAGGAAUCAGGCACACUCAUGCAGCUGUUGGAGUAGUGGUUCGUUUGAGGAAGGAAUUAUCUGUUGUGAAAAAUAUCCCCGUGCUUAUUGCAAUUGAUCAGUAUAAUAACUGGUUUACGUUCAGUGAGUAUGAAGAGCCAGUAACUGUUCGUUCUACUCGACCAAUACAUGCUAAAGAACUCGCUACGGUGAAGGCUUUUAGAUCUAUGCGAAAUGAUGACAUGAUGGUUGGCGCGUUUUCACAUUCAACGGCAGUAGGAAAGCUUCGUCAAGACUUGCCAGAUGUACCCGUAGAUGCUCGUGUCAACCUAUCCCGCUACACUUUAGAUGAAGCAGCCGCUGUUUGCCAUUACUACCUUAGACAGCGGCUUAUUCGCCGUGAAGCAUUCACAGAGGAAAACUGGAAGAAAGUAUACUACUUGUCGAACGGAAAUGGAGCAGAAAUGAGAUGGCUACUUCCUUUGAUGCGGGCAGAUAGUUAGUUCCUUUGAAGCAGGGAAAUGGUUGUUCCUUUCGGAAAGGUGACAAGCGAAUAUGAUUUUUGUAUCACAGUAGUAACAGAAGACACAAACUGGCAGAGCUGCUUUUUUCGCCUCACGGCCCCUUUGACUUUGAUCUUAUUCAAUCAUAAUGUGUUUUCGAUCGAGGUUUGCACUCGUGAUCAUUGAACUUCUCGCGCGACCGGAGAAGUGUCUGAAGACGUUGUAUCAUAUGUAGAUCAGUUCACAAUUUCAUAUGUAUUUGAGAAACUAGUAACGUUUCUCGGUGUGUAGACAUAAGACAUUCCUACUCGUCUUAAUAAAUUGAUCGGUUCACAAUCA